Messenger RNA from Cyclopterus lumpus (lumpfish), 8420 nucleotides. RefSeq names its product mitogen-activated protein kinase kinase kinase kinase 4. Gene Ontology annotation, molecular function: protein kinase activity; ATP binding. The record is from RefSeq and is a predicted model, not a curated record. Bases 121 to 3972 code for a protein of 1283 amino acids. The transcript has 33 exons. Gene Ontology annotation, biological process: protein phosphorylation. Lineage: Eukaryota; Metazoa; Chordata; Actinopteri; Perciformes; Cyclopteridae.
AUGAACCGGACGAGAGGAGAACCCGUUAGUUAGUUAGUUAGUUAGUCGGGGGGAGAAACAGUCACCGUCCAUGUCUUAAGGACACAAACACCAGCGCGCUGACAACAGUUGUUGACAGCAAUGUCGAGAGAAAACACCACUCGGAGUUUGGACAGUAUAGACCUCGCUGCUUUAAGGGACCCAGCAGGUAUCUUUGAGCUGGUGGAGGUGGUUGGCAAUGGAACCUAUGGUCAGGUGUACAAGGGUCGCCAUGUCAAGACGGGCCAACUGGCAGCUAUCAAAGUCAUGGAAGUCACAGAGGAAGAAGAAGAGGAGAUCAAGCUGGAGAUCAACAUGCUGAAGAGCUAUUCCCACCAUAGGAACAUCGCUACUUAUUAUGGAGCUUUUAUUAAGAAAGGUCCUGCUGGACAGGACCACCAACUCUGGUUGGUGAUGGAGUACUGCGGAGCCGGCUCCGUCACAGACUUGGUGAAGAAGACCAAGGGGAACUGUCUGAAGGAGGACUGGAUAGCGUACAUCUGUCGAGAGGUGCUCAGGGGUCUUUCCCAUCUUCACGCCCAUCAUGUGAUCCACAGAGACAUUAAGGGGCAAAAUGUUUUGCUCACGGAGAACGCCGAAGUCAAACUGGUCGACUUUGGAGUGUCGGCGCAGCUGGAUAAGACGAUCGGCCGGAGGAACACCUUCAUCGGUACGCCCUACUGGAUGGCUCCAGAGGUCAUCGCCUGUGACGAGAAUCCCGACGCCACAUACGACUACAGGAGUGACCUCUGGUCUUUAGGCAUCACCGCUUUAGAGAUGGCUGAAGGAGCCCCUCCACUGUGUGACAUGCAUCCAAUGAGAGCGCUGUUUUUGAUUCCACGAAACCCUCCACCCAAACUCAAAUCAAAAAAAUGGUCGAAGCGCUUCCUGUCCUUCGCCGAUAGCUGCCUGGUCAAGAACCAUCUGCAUCGACCCACCACGGACGCCCUGCUGAGACACGCCUUCAUCAGGGAUCUGGCGAACGAGAGACAAGUGCGCAUCAUGCUCAAGGAUCACCUCGAUAGAACCAGGAAGAAGCGAGAGAAAGAGGGUCCAGAGUACGAGUACAGUGGCAGUGAAGACGAGGAUGACGAGGUGACCGAGGAGGAAGGGGAGCCCAGCUCCAUAGUGAACGUUCCUGGGGAGUGGACGCUGAGACGGGAGUUUCUUCGCUUACAGACGGAGGAUCGCGACGGGGGGCGAGACGGGGGCCACGGGGGAGGCGGCGGUCAAACAAGACAGCAGGCGUUGCAGCAGCACAGGCAGCAGCUGGCGGAGCAGGAGCGGUACAAGCAGCAGCUACUGGCCGACAGGCAGAAGAGGAUCCAACAGCAGCACGAGCAGCGGCAGAAGUUGGAGGAUCAGCAGAGGCGGCAGCUGGCGGACUGCGCCUUCCAGUGGGCGGAGCUCCAAGAGAUCUUGCUGGGGGAGGAGUCCGAUCUCCAUGACAACAGAAUCUUAUUGGAUGAGGGAAACAGGAGGAGCGACAGGAGACAGCAGGACCAGGCAGCCAGACAGCGGUGUGCCGAUGUGUCAGUGAGGCCUCUGGACUCCGCCGCAGAGCAGAGAGCCCCGCCUCCCAACCAGCCGCUCCCGCACAAGGCCCCGCCCCGCCAGCCUCCGCCCUCCCAGCCGCGAGCCGAGCCCCGGCCUCUGGCGCAGCAUCAGCAGCCGUCGGCGGGCAGGAGAUCCCACCGCACGCUGCCCAAGGACCAAACCCAGCUCCUGUCGCUGCAGCACGACCACAGACACCGGGAGAGAGAGAGAGAGAGGCAGAGGGAGAAGACCGUGGCGGCCGUCCAGAAGCUCACUGCUAACAGUGGGAGUACGGCCGCUGCUGCCGCCGCCGCUGCCACCGCCGCCGCCGCUGCCUCUUCCUCUUCCUCGCCCAGCUGCCCCGCAAACAGCCAGCGCUCAGCGAUUGACCUCCAAGAAUCCAACCUAGCCCGGCUGCUUUUGGCAGCCGGUGUGCCCAGCCAGAUGCACCCCAGGCUGGGCUCUGGAAGCAGCUCGAGUCCUUGUACCCCAGCCAUGCAGAGGGCUCACCUCAGCCAGAAUGCCAAUCUGCGCUCGAGUCGAGACGCCCCUCACAGCAGCUCCAUGUCAGACAUGGCCAUCUCCCCGCUGUCCCCGUUUUGCCCCGCCUCCCUGACUGACGAUGUCUUCUGGGACCCCAGGACGCCACCAAAGGUCCCAGAGCGCACCACCUCGAAGUUCUACUACCGAGAGCUGGUGAUGGGACACAAGAGGGCCGCCUCCAGUGGCGGUCCGGUGUCUGUAGCCGAUAAGAGUGGACGGCCUGUGUCUCAUGGAGUGUCCUCCAGCAGCAGCAGCAGCCACCAAGGCUACUUCAAGCUGGAGAGUCCUCUUCUACAGCACCGUCUACAGCAGCACAGGAGGACGCAAGAGAACGUGACCAGUGGACACACACAAGGCGUGAGGUCGGCUCUGGGUCGGCUUCACAAGGCCACGGAAUACUCCUCGUCCAGCGACGAGCUCGGCAGCAGUGACGACGAGGAGAGGAACAGGUCUGGCCUGUCUAAUGGAAAGGGAAGAUACCGAGGAAUACCUGAUGGCAUCGUACUGCAGCCUCACCACAAUCUCAACCAGAUCCCUCGGAUAGGUUCAGAUGACACCUACCUGCUACCGGACCUCCUGCAGAAAACCUCCUCCUCCAGCAGUCCUACCCACAAUGCACUGGGCCAGCAGCGGCGAACGCACGAGCGCAGCUACUCGCAGUUGCCCACGGCCCCCCGAUCCCCGACACACCAGGAGCUGCAUGCCGUCAGCAGUCCCACCGGUAAAAACACCUCCUCCUCUUCGUCCUUCCUGUCAUUCAUCGAUCCGAGACUGAUCCCCAUGUCGUCGCCACCUCAGAGCCCUGUGGGCGGUAAAGGUGAGCAAAUCAAGAGGGAAAACCACAGGAAGGGCUCUGUGGUGAACGUGAACCCAACUAACAUUCGACCGCAGAGCGACACUCCGGAGAUCCGCAAGUACAAGAAGAAGUUCAACACUGAGGUUCUCUGUGCUGGACUAUGGGGUGUGAAUCUGCUGGUGGGGACCGAGAACGGCCUGUGGCUGCUGGAUCGAAGCGGUCAGGGGAAGGUCUACUCCCUCAUCAGCAGACGCAGGUUUCAGCAGAUGGACGUGCUGGAAGGACUCAACGUGCUCAUCACUAUUUCAGGUAAGAAGAACAAGCUCCGCCUGUACUACCUGUCCUGGUUAAGGAAUAAAAUCCUCCACAACGACCCAGAGGUGGAGAAGAGACAGGGUUGGACCUCGGUAGGUGACCUGGAGGGCUGUGUACACUACAAAGUGGUGCGUUACGACAAGAUAAAGUUCCUCGUGAUUGCGUUGAAGAGCGCUGUGGAGGUCUACGCCUGGGCCCCCAAACCCUACCACAAGUUCAUGGCUUUUAAGUCAUUCAGGUCCCUGCCUCAGAAACCACUGUCCGUUGACCUGACGGUGGAGGAAGGUCAGAGGUUAAAGGUCAUCUACGGCUCCUUGUCCGGCUUCCACGCCAUCGAUGUGGACUCUGGAACACCGUACGACCUCUACCUGCCCACGCAUAUCCAGGGUUCUAUUCGGCCCCAUGCCAUCAUCAUUUUGCCAAACAGCGCUGGAACAGAGGUGCUGGUUUGCUACGAGGACGAGGGCGUCUACAUCGACACCUACGGCCGCAUCACCAAGGACACGGUGCUGCAGUGGGGGGAGAUGCCCGCCUCGGUCGCCUACCUUCAGUCUAACCAGGUGAUGGGUUGGGGAGAAAAGGCCAUAGAGCUGAGGUCGGCCAACACAGGGAACCUGGAGGGAGUUUUUAUGCACAAAAAGGCACAGAAACUCAAGUUCCUGUGUGAAAGGAAUGACAAGGUCUUCUUUGCUUCUGUGCAGUCAGGAGGCAGCAGUCAGAUUUACUUCAUGACGCUCGGGCAGAACUCACUGUUCAACUGGUAACGACUGGACCUGUUACUCUGGGAUCAACCGCUGGGGUCUGCCCUCAUUAUUCUGGAGGUUUUCUGGCGGUGCCUUUUUUUUUUUAUUUGCGCCGUCUGACGCUCACCUCCGUGGAAACUGGACCCCAAAACAAAGAUCAACGAAAUAAUUCCUGGAUCCACAGCUGAGUUGAUCACAAACUCCAGCUUGACUCCAUCACCAUAUUCUUGAGUACUGCAGCGACACAACCACCUGAACCCUGAAGCUCUCUGCCGUCUCACCCAUCCACAAAAGAAAAGAGCUAAUAGGUACAACUUGCAGUGUCAGCAUGCAUAACGUGAAAAGCACACAGAGGAGCGUUGUCAUGCACCAUCUCCAUAGUUACCCCGGAGUCUUUGCCAGGAGGGUUCAUGCAUGCAAAACUGGCACCAGCGUCCUGCUUCAUCCAAAUCUACCUGGAAACAAAAAUAAAAAACAGAUUCAGAUGACUGCGUGGCUAUUUUGAAUGAACCCCAGUGAGCAUCUGGACUCGAGCUCCCGUCGCUCCGACUCAUCUGUGAGCGCGCCAUUCAGUUUUCUUCUACAUUCAUCUCUCCCGGAUCAGAACCCCCCCUUUUUUCUUUUCUUUUCUCUAAAGUAAACCCGUUGCUCAGCCGCUCAGUUACAUAUUUGCUUGAACAAGGCCUGACUGGUGUAUUGCUGGAUCAACUGAAACAUGUGAUGACGUCUCGGGGUGAUUGUUCUCCCAGUACAGACCAGCAGACCGGAGGAGUGAUGUGUCCUUCCUCCAGCUGUAUGUCUGGUUUGUGUUCAAAGUGGAACCAGAAGUCCUUCAUUCAUUCCAAGGACAUCAGCUGGACGUUUCCAGGACUGGGUCGGGACCUCAAUGUGGACCAAGUAGGACAACCACUCCACGUCAUUCCGCACAUCGUCGUGACUGCUUGCCAUCGCUUCCCUAAUGAUUCUUUAAUCGGCUUCCAUAUCCACCCGUGUCUGCCAUACCUCAGCAGUGUUAUUUAUGAAGGCUUUCCAUCGUGUUUCUUCUUCACUAGUACCAGCAGACAUCAAGGACCCAACAGUCAGUAACCGUACUGAAUCCUUAUUAUUAGACAGCAUUAUGAUACGCACUAUCAAAGUAUUAUUGAGAGAAGAGUUCCCUUUUUUCUUGACUGAGAUUCAGUCAGUUAUGUUCAACUGGAUCCAUCGCUGUCAUUAUACCGUCCAUGUGAGCAAAAUAAGGCAAAAUGUCAUAAUUCAAUAACUUUCGGCUGUUCAUUAUGUCAUUGCUUGUUAUGACCUGGAGGUCCACUUCCCUCUGUGUUGAGCCUGCAAUCAGCUGCCAGUAAAUGAUAUCUUGGGAUACUUGCUGCAUUCCACAGUUUGCAUUAAAAAUUAUUUGAGUAGAUGUUCUUGUAACAUAAUCCUAAUUCAGUCCGUCACCGGUCCCAGUUUGAGCGUUCUCUCCACCAUGUCAUUUUAGUUUGUAUUCAGUAGAGAUACAAACAGCUCCACCGUAACAGGCUCAGAAUUAUCUUCUGCAUCUAUUUUGUACAGCUGAGGAUGUCUAUAUUCUUGUAAGAUGCACUGUUUUCCAAAUAUUUUACAAUGGACAAGCCAUUUUUAUGUAUGUACAGGAUUAUGAUCAGGCUUAUGAAUGUGAAACUCCAUCCAUCCCAGAACAGAGGUCCAAAAAGGUUGUGAACAUGAACAUGAGCUACUGAUGGUGCACUUGAAGAUCAGGUCAUGAUUCAUAUGAAUUUCUGUCAGGCUCUUUGCACUCUGGCCACCUUGUACAUGUUUUCUGUAACUUAUCCUCCUUUUGAAAUGACUCUUUUUGUUCUUCUUGUUUUAGAGUGGAAACAUUUAAAGCCAUUCUGUAGUCAGUAUUGGAGAUGGAACUGAUUUUACACUACCCGAGACGGGACUCACACACUUAGUUGUUUAUUCUAGAUGUGAUGAGACGCCGUGAUCUGGGCUUUGAUGUCUUGGCUCCCUUGAAUCCAACCGUGUAACAAAUUACAACUGACAAGUUCAAUGUAUAUAGUAUUAUUAUACACUGUACAAAAGAUGCCAACUCGAGCGACACAUGGAACAUACAGGAACGAUGGGUCUUGCUACAUCACGAUGAAGAUAUAUGCAAUUUAAUGUCGCUAGUGUUCAUAUAUUUAAUAGCUUAUGCUUUGUAUGCAUUAGAGAGGGCUGCCGUGAAGAAACAAUGCGUUUUACCUUCAAAUGUGAAUUAGCAACUUUUAAUGUCCAUUUUACUGUGUUAUCCAUCCGAUUUCCUUAUGUUUUAUGUCACAUUAUCCUCAUAUUUUGUAUUUACUCUUGAAUGUUUUUAUAUUCAGUGAUACUUUGAGUUUUUACUACGGCCUUGAUAUAAAUAUUGCAGCUGGUUCUGUGAGAAUGUUUUAAACUGGAAAAUGAGCUUCCUGACGAUGGCUGUCGCGUUGCUACGUUGUUACCGAAUGUCAGUGUUAGUGUAUGGUGGGAAAGUGAGACCCCAGAGCGGAUAGAUAGUUACCGUGGCGACAGUGCAUGGAGGAGGGCAGACUAAUCUUAACAGGCUAACGGACCUAAAGUUGCUAGCUAACAAGGGCUAAACAUUUCAGAACCACGCGAGCUAGCUUAAAUUCACGCUAACUUUGCUAGCUAACGUGGCUAAGGUAGCAGACCGGUUUGACUAGCAGCAACAAAAUACUUUCUCCCACGCAGUUGCUAAGCUAACAUUUGACACCGCUGUAUUUCAAACACUGUAAUUCAAGAUAUAUCAAAUGGUAAAAUAAUUUUUCAGAACACUGAUUUCAAACCUAUUUUGGAUCUAUCCCUUUAUGCAGCUGAUAGCAACUGACGUUCAAUGGGAUUCAAAUACAUAUUUAGCAUGUCACUUCAUCCCAAGACCCUGGCCGGGAUGGUCCAGAUGGGACCGGAGACUAAAACUAGCACAGUGGUUCCACUCCACAUUUACACAGACAAUGUACAGUACCCACCCACAGUAGCUAGCCUGUAUGUGCUGCACUCCACGACCCAACACGCCCUCUGUCAGCGGUCUGGUGGUCACCAGGCCGUGUUGGCACAAAGCAGUCCUUCCAUCAGUAAUGUAAAUGUUUGAGCACCGUUGGUUAUGCAGUUAUAUUGCCACGACCAAACAAAUGUAUGAAUUCAGUCUUGUUAACGUGUGAAUUGUGAAAAACUGUUUGCUGUCCCAUUUAGCUGAGAAGAAGGUCACAUUGUUGGAUUAGUAUGUUUACGUUCUCCACGUUGUUUCACAUCCACGCCCUCACUCUGAAUGUGGCGGCUAUCCGCUCAUCGGCAACGCUUCGCCGCUGCGUUCUUCAUCCUGCUUUCACAAGGCGACAUAAAGAUGGUUCUGCAGAGCCGGCGUCCCAACGAUGCAGCGCUGCAUGUGGGUGAUCUGAAGCUGCAGCUCGGAUACACAAUGAGGACGUUUACCUGCACUUUGCUCCCUCUGUGCUGAACAACUGGGCCUCGCUGUGCUAACGACACAGAGAGAUCAGAGUCCGCCUACAGCGUCCACCGGUUAACGAAGGGUUCUGUUUCAGGCCCGCGGUGACUCACACCUCCAACUCUUUUUGCCAACACGUCUUUCAUUCCCUCUGCGCCUUGUGCCUCUCUCUCUCGCUCUCUCUCUCUCCUCGUUUCUUGCAUCUUUGACCGUUCCACUGCUCUUUGUCCUCACGUCUCUCUCUAUACCGUCUCUCUUCCUCCGGUGGAAAGGCUCCAGAGACCUGAGUAUUCUAAAGGGAUCAAGGGGUGUGUCCAUGUGCUUAUUAAUUAGUGGAGGAAUGCGUUAUCUUCUGCUUUCGAAAGAUGGUUUUGCGCUACUGCUGUCAUUUCUUUUGUCAGCCCGAGUACGAGCAGAAGUCUGGAUGAACCGCAGCUCAGAAGACGGGGGCGAGUGUUUGCGUGGGUUCGGGAGUGAUGUCUGCAGGGGGAGGAGGGACAGAGUUAGGAGGCUUGAGUCAAGUGUCGGUUCACAGAAGGAACACGGAGGUUGCUUUGAAUAUUUGUCUUUCGAGUAAAGAACACAGUGAGUGGGAGGAGGGGUGAAGCCAUUCAUUUAACCUGCCAACAGGUGGGCCUGCGUUCCACCACGGGGCGCCAGACUGCACGUGUGCAAUGAGGAUUCAUAGAUGAUGAAGAGGAGGCGAGGAUGUGAGGGAGCUUUAGAGUACUGUCGGUGUACAGUUACCCGACCCGGAGGAGUGCUUGCAGUAUGAAGUUUUUAAGCCAUUCGACACACACCCAGUGUUGUUAUAAGUUGUACAUUCUAAAGACACCAAAUACUAUAUAGAUACAUAAAUAUAUUGAAGAGUUUAUAUUCCCUUUGACCCUUUUGUUUAACUCCCAUACUUUGUUUAAUUCUGUGCCACUGGACCUUUUGUGUACUGUACAUUCCUGCUUUGAGAUGAGAGACGCUGAGACAACAAUAAAUAUGAUAAGCGCUG